Poeciliopsis prolifica (blackstripe livebearer) is the source of this 2863-nucleotide messenger RNA. RefSeq names its product protocadherin gamma-A11-like. Gene Ontology annotation, cellular component: plasma membrane. The record is from RefSeq and is a predicted model, not a curated record. Gene Ontology annotation, biological process: homophilic cell-cell adhesion. Gene Ontology annotation, molecular function: calcium ion binding. NCBI's taxonomy places the organism in Eukaryota, Metazoa, Chordata, Actinopteri, Cyprinodontiformes, Poeciliidae.
UGUACUUUCAUUCAUUAUUUUUAUUCUAAUUUUAUUAUUUCCAAAUGUUUUAUCUUCCCUCUUCUAUUUAAAUGCAAUAUUAAAUCCUAAACUCGGUCUUUAGCCCUCGUUUGUCAGAUAUACUUUUUUAACUCUAAGCGACGCUGUUGGUCUGUAAAAGAUUUUCCUUGUAUCUCGUCACCAAGCCUGUCCUCAUGCAGAAUGUGCAGAGGAGGCGGUUCGUUUUACUUUGUUACAAAUUCAAGGUGGUAGCUGUACUGCACUGACAAAAGAAGACUUGGAAAAUCAAAACAUUUCGGACAGUUAUCGCUGAUACCUUUAAAUGAUGGAGGAUAUAAUAUACGUGUCCCUCGCAUGGAUAAAAUGGCGACUAUUUUCCGGGAUGCAACGGCAAACGGGGCUGCUUGUUUUUCUGCUUUAUUUCAUUUACAUGGCGGACGGACAGAUUCGCUAUUCUGUACCCGAGGAGCUGAAGAAGGGCUCCGUCAUCGGUAAUGUGGCACAAGAUCUCGGUUUGGAUGUAAAACGGCUCCGAUCUGGACGCGCCCGUAUUGUGACCGGAGAAAACGUUCAUUACACCGAGCUGAAUGCAGACAAAGGGAUCCUCCUUGUGAACGAAAGAAUCGACAGAGAACAGCUUUGUGGAGAUGUUACGCCUUGCAGCUUCAGCUUUGAGAUGAUUUUGGAAAACCCGAUGGAACUGCAUCGGAUUACUGUGGAGGUUCUGGAUAUAAAUGAUCACGCUCCGGUCUUUCCAAGCAAAGAUAAACCAAUCAGGUUUGAAGUCAGCGAAUCAGCUGCAAUCGGGGUGCAGUUUCCGCUGCAGACCGCAGAGGAUUUAGAUGUAGGCCAAAAUGCCUUGAAAGAUUACGUCUUAUCACCAAACGAUAAUUUUAUACUGAAGCAGCAUGUAAAUGCAGACGGAAGUAAAAAUGUUGAAAUGGUGCUGCAGAAGGCUUUAGACAGAGAACAACGUCCAGAUCUGCAUUUGAAACUAAUCGCAGUUGACGGGGGGACUCCUCAGAGAUCUGGAUCGGUGAAUAUAGACGUGACUGUAUUAGAUGCCAAUGACAAUAUUCCAGUAUUUAAUCAGUCGGUUUAUAAAGCGUCUGUGGUAGAAAACACUCUUAAAGGUACAAGUGUUAUCACCGUGAACGCCACAGACGCUGACAGUGGAUCGAAUGGGCUCAUUUCUUUUAGUCUGUCUAAAACGAAAGGGAGUGCUGCAGAUAUUUUUAGCAUCAAUAACAGCACGGGCACAAUUUAUGUUUCGGGUGAAAUAGAUUUUGAGAAACAGAGAAGACAUGAGGUGCGUGUUGAGGCAAAAGAUCAGGGUGGAUUGAUUGGCACAAGUAAAGUUAUAGUUGAUGUGGUUGACAUUAAUGACAAUGCCCCAGUAAUAAGUGUGAUGUCUUUUUCCAGUCCAAUAGUGGAGAAUGCACCGACCGGUACAACAGUGGCUAUUCUAAACAUUAAAGAUGUUGACUCUGACAAAAACGGUCAAAUUAAAUGUUCCGUAGUCGGAAAACUUCCUUUUAGAAUUGAAUCAUCUUUAACGAACUACUACAAUUUGGUCUUAGAUCAAGAUUUAGAUAGGGAAUCUGUCCCAGAGUAUAACAUAACGGUAACAGCUACUGAUUUCGGUUAUCCUCCUCUGUCAUCGUCAACACAAUUGCAUCUUUCAGUAUCGGAUGUGAAUGACAACGCUCCAUUGUUUGACAAAAGUAGCUAUUCUGCAUUCGUAACAGAAAACAAUCCAAUUGGCUAUUCUAUAUUUUCUGUCAGUGCGCGGGACUCAGACUGGAAUCAAAAUUCCAGAAUCUCAUAUAUUUUAGAAGACACACAGGUUGGUGGAAAUCCAGUCUCUGUUUAUGUGUCUUUAAACGUUGAGACCGGAGUUCUGAGCGCGGUUCGGUCAUUUGAUUACGAGCAAAUAAAAGAGUUUCAACUUGUGGUCAAAGCACAAGAUGGCGGGUCUCCUCCUCUCAGCAGCAAUGUAACUGUGAAGCUGAUAAUUCAGGAUCAGAACGAUAAUCCACCUCAGGUUUUGUAUCCAGUCCAGACUGGUGGCUCCAUGGUGGCUGAAAUGGUUCCUCGUUCAGCAGAUGUGGGCUACCUGGUGACUAAAGUGGUGGCUGUGGAUGUGGACUCUGGACAGAAUGCCUGGCUCUCCUAUAAACUACAGAAAGCCACAGACAGAGCGCUGUUUGAAGUGGGCUUACAGAAUGGAGAAAUAAGAACUAUCCGUCAGGUGACUGAUAAAGAUGCUGUGAAACGACUGACUGUCAUAGUGGAGGACAACGGGCAGCCCUCUCGUUCAGCUACAGUCAUUGUUAACGUGGCGGUGGCGGACAGCUUUCCUGAAGUCUUGUCGGAGUUCACUGACUUUCCUCACGAUAAGGAAUACAAUGACAACCUGACUUUUUACUUAGUGUUGGCUCUGGCUGUGGUUUCCUUCCUCUUCAUCACGUGUUUAGUUAUUAUAUCAGUGAAGAUCUACAGAUGGAGACAGUCUCGCAUCCUGUAUCACUCCAGCCUCCCUGUGAUUCCAUAUUAUCCACCUCGUUACUCAGAUACUUUGGGAACAGGAACUUUGCCACAUGUGUACAAUUACGAGGUGUGCAGGACGACUGACUCCAGAAAGAGUGACAUUAAGUUCGGAGGAGCUGGUAGUCAAAACGUGUUGAUAAUGGAUCCCAGUUCUACUGGAACGAUGCAGCGGAUUCAGAGUGAGAAGAACAUCCUGGAUGAACCAGACUCCCCGUUAGAGGUUUUAAUUUCAAAGAGAGAACAUAUCUCAUUCCUUUCUCGGUGGAAAGAUCCAUUUGUAUCGCCUAGUUUGUACUCUAAGGGACGCUGUUGA